GUGACACGGUCACAGUGGGUACUGUAGCAGUCAGCCUCAUGUCCCGUCUGUGAAGCAGUGUGAGAGUGUCAGUAGAUGAUCAGCAGAGGAAAGUGAGAGCUGCUGUGAGCUGAUGUCCUGAAGGGCUUUUAAAGAGUCUCUGAGUUUGACAGGAACAUGAAGAUGUUUGUGGUGUUUGUGAUCCUCCUGCACGUUUCCCAGCAUGCCCUGGCUAUGUUGGUGGAGGUGAAUGAGGGGGAAAGAUCUGUCCUGCUGUCCUGUCAGCACUCAGAUUUUAUACCUGAUGACCUCACAGUCAUGUGGACUCGCAAUGAUCUUCAUCCCAAAUCUGUCCACCUACGACGAGAAGAAGGAGAUGACGUUACAGGACAAAACCAGCGUUACAGCGGGCGCACAUCGAUGAGGUCUGAUGCUCUGGAAACUUCAGACUUCAGUCUCACUCUGAGAAAACCACAACUGACUGACAGCGGCAGCUACACCUGCUCCAUCGGUAAUGGGAGAGAAGAACUGAGACUAAAGGACAUAUGGCUGAAGGUCAAAGACCAGCAAGUGGAGGUAAAGGUGGAGGAAGGCUCAGACUCUGUCAUCCUGCCCUGCAAAACAAACCCUGACCUGCCUGAGGACACCAGAGUGGAGUGGGCUCACUCUGACCGAGAACUCAUGAUGGUCCACGUGUAUGCAAACAGAAGUGACCACCUUAAGAACCAGGACGAUCUUUACUGUGGUCGCACAAAGAUGAACAAAGACCUGCUGAGAACUGGAGACCUCAGUCUGACCCUGAAAUACCCCACAGAGAGAGACAGUGGAGGAUACAUCUGCACCAUCUACAGGGACAAAGAUAUCCUGAGACAGAAAGUAGUGCUGCAGGUCAAAGAACCAUUUUCAGCCUGGGCCACAGUUCUCCUGGUUCUCUUGGGCCUCCUGGUUCUUCUUGUGAUUUCUGGAGGUCUCAUAUAUUAUUUCCGGGACUAUUUCAUGUCAGAUUACAAGGUGAAGGUAAAUUCAAGGGUGGAUUCUGUCCUGCUGCCCUGCAAAGCCAGGGUUUGGCUGCCCAAAGGCGCUAUAGUGGAGUGGAAGGAGAAAUAUAACAGGAAGGCUUAUGUGUAUCAGAACGGUUCUAACCAGCCUGAAGAAACACACCCGGAUUUUAAAGCCAGGACCAAGAUAAGGAAAAACCUGCUGAAGAUCGGAGACUUCAGUCUGACCCUGAAAUACCCCACAAUCACAAACACCUACACCUGCACCAUCUAUGACCGGAAGGGAAACAUCCUGAUGGAGAAACACGUGAAGCUGAAUGUCAAAGUCCCCCAGGUAGAGGUGGAUUCAGGGGAGGAGUCUGUCCAGCUGUCCUGCAAAACCUCUUCAAAAUUUGACUUGCCUGACGAUGCUACUAUUGAGUGGACAAACAUGUACAACACAAAGGUCCAUGUGUAUGAGAACGGCUCUGACCAGCCUGAAGAACAGCACAAGAUAUACAGAGAACGAACUGAGAUGAACAAAGACCUGCUGAAAACUGGAGAAUUCACUCUGACCCUGAAAUACCCCACAGAUGGAAACACAGGUAUCUACACCUGCACCGUCUACAGCAGGGAGAGAAACAUCCUGCUGAAGAGAAAAGUGGAGCUUAAAGUCAGAGACUGUCUGGUGGAGGUGAAGGAGGGGGCGGAGUCUGUCGAGCUGCCCUUCAAAACCACAGGAAACCUGCCUGAAAAUGCCACAGUAGAGUGGGAAUACUGUGAACCUGAAUACAGGAAGGUCCACGUAUAUGAAAAAGGAUCUGACCAGCCUGGCAAAAAGGACAAGGAAUACAGGGACCGAACAUCAAUGAAUAAAGACCCUCUAAAAACUGGAGACCUCAGCCUGACCCUGCAAGAGCCCACAGAUGAAGACAGUGGGAGAUACAGAUGUGAAGUCAAGCAUGGCUGUCAAAUUCUCAGAACGAAAAUGCUGUUUCUCAAAGGGAGAGUUCAGGUCCAGGAUCAAACAGGGGACAUCAGGAACAGAAGCAGCUCCAUUGAUCCGACUCCUCUGAUGGCUGAUCAAUCAGUUUGAUCUGUGUGUUUGGUUAAGAGUGAAGUUACUGUGGAGCUUGUUGAUCAAUCAGAAGAUGAAGAAGAGUAUCAGGUUCACAGCUGAUCUGCAUGCUGGAAGUAUUUGGAAGAAAAACCUGGCUGACUGUUUGUGAAUGUUUAAAAACAAAUAGAAUUAUUCCACUGACUCAUCGAUUACUUAUUGGUUCCAGUGGUUGACAGACCUAUUAAUAGGAUUCAACUUCUGAGACCCUCAAUUAGAUAAGUGCAAGAAAAUGGACGGAUGGUUUUUCAACAUAAAAGCCUUUAACAGACGUUAUGGAGGUGCUGCUCUUUGCUUCAGGUGUUGAACUUCCACCUGGAUGAGACUUGAGAACUCCAGCAGUGUGAUGGGAAAUUUGAAGGCUGUGUUCAGCUGAUGUUUGAGAAACAAAAGCUUCAUAUUUAGAUAUUUUAUCUCCAUGUAAUCAGUCAGCAAGUUGUAUUUUAUUAUACAGCAGACAGAGAACUGUAUUUGGUGUUAGUUCAGUUUUCCAGAUGAAUUUAUCUAUUCUCACUUAAAGUCACUGAAGCUUGUCUAAGAGCAAAACAUGAGACCAUGCUGAUUUAUUGAUUUUAUAAAUGGAGGCCAUCUCUGUGAUCAUUUACACUGAAACCCUCUUAACUAAAACAUUUACAGAAAUAGUUGUCAGUAGAUUUGUUCUUAAACUUGGAGAUUCUUCAGAAUCAGUCAUCUUCCUU
Oreochromis aureus is the source of this 2771-nucleotide messenger RNA. RefSeq lists its product as uncharacterized. Lineage: Eukaryota; Metazoa; Chordata; Actinopteri; Cichliformes; Cichlidae. The transcript is spliced from 8 exons. The record is from RefSeq and is a predicted model, not a curated record. The coding region runs from base 157 to 2052 and encodes 631 amino acids.